This is a messenger RNA of Mya arenaria, 6221 nucleotides long. Its product is annotated as solute carrier family 12 member 9-like. The record is from RefSeq and is a predicted model, not a curated record. Gene Ontology annotation, molecular function: potassium:chloride symporter activity. The coding region runs from base 662 to 3508 and encodes 948 amino acids. Gene Ontology annotation, biological process: potassium ion import across plasma membrane; cell volume homeostasis; chloride transmembrane transport. The transcript has 12 exons. Gene Ontology annotation, cellular component: membrane. NCBI's taxonomy places the organism in Eukaryota, Metazoa, Mollusca, Bivalvia, Myida, Myidae.
UUUUGAAGCUGAAGACAAAGACAUUUAAUGGAUCCAGUUGUUCCAAAAGAUACAAUCUUGUUUAAUACAGUGCGUGUGUAAAAGGAAGAAAAAAUAAAGCCCAAAAUAGUUAAUUGAAUGAUGCACAUAUUUCAACAGUGAUAAACGGGUAAACAAAGAUAUAGCUUACAUCAUACACUUGAUAUGACAAUUUAUUUUUUGUCCUUGAACUAGGCUUGUUUGGUUCAGUAUAAAUAUGGUACGCCUAGUAUCACAGCUGAUUUAAGUACAGUAUAUGAAAGUGAGAGUACUACUAUAGCUGUACGGGAGAAUAGAUUAUUAAGUACAUUAGAAAUGGUAGAUCAUGUGUUUAAACUUGCGACCAAAUCAUGUCACAUGUAUGACUAAUACAAAUGUAUGUACAUCUUGUUUACUUAUUUCAAUGUACAUAAAUGACCUGUAAAAACCAGAAGAAUCAGGCUUAGCAUUGCUGUACUAUAUAAUUAUAAACAUUGUGUUAACAGGUCAUAUGAGUUUGUUGUAUACAGUGGGAAAAAGGGAGUAUUAAAGUAAAUCAUACUCGGAUAAUGUGAAAAUGACAUAUUAAGUGGUUUUAAGUGUUCAAAUACAAUUCAGAUUGAUAAAAAUCGGCUCGUCAACACUGUGAAUAAGCAGUAAAAAGAUGGCAUCUUUGCUGAUUGAGAAUAGAGGCGAAGGAAGUUCCGUUCUCGGAUCGGAGUUUGUAAACAAUGAGAAUUAUGGGAGUCAUGCUAGUAUAUCAGAUGAUGGAGUAAGCCAAGCAAACAGUGAUGAUGUCCCUCUGAUACAUUCUCCGAUGGUUUGGCGACUUCCAAGACACAUGAGUAUGAGGACCAUAUCUGUCUCAGAGAACGCGCGGAGGACGCUGAACACGUUUUCGGGAGUUUUCUGUCCAGUUGCUCUCUCAAUGUUCAGCACAUUUCUCUUCCUUCGAAUAGGACUCGUGAUUGGCCAGGCGGGCAUUCUGAUCACCAUUGUCCAGAUGCUAUUGGCCUACUUGAUCCUGUUACUGACAGUGUUCAGCAUCUGUGCCAUUUCAACCAAUGGAGCGGUGGAAGGGGGUGGAGCCUAUUACAUGAUAAGUCGUGCGCUGGGCCCUGAGUUUGGAGGCAGUAUUGGUUUCCUGUUCUAUGUGGCGAAUGUACUGGCGUGUGCGCUGUACGUGACAGGUUUUACCGAGGCGAUCAUGGAAAACUUUUCACAAGGAGGUACAUAUGUGUCGGCGACAACCGGUUUGCCGACGGAUGCCGACGGGGCUUGGUGGAAGUACCUCUACGCCUCAGUUGUGCUGCUUAUUUGUCUUCUGGUCUGCAUGGUCGGAGGUUCCCUGUUUGCCAAAACACUCACCGUCAUUCUCCUGAUCACGAUAGUGUGCACCCUGUCUGUGUUCAUCAGUGUGUUUGCGGAAAACAAAGAAGAGCAGAUAGGAAUUCCGAAGGAGAACACACGCUUUAAUUCUUCCAACUUAACGUUUGCUUACACGGGACUCAGGGCGAAAACAUUCCACCAAAACGCAUUCUUGCGUUACACGAACGCCUCCGGAGUGGACAUCGAGUCUUUCCAAGUGGAUUACAGCACGGGAAAAGUGAUGAACUUUGAAACAGUCUUUGCUAUCCUGUUUAGCAGUGUCACUGGAAUCAUGAACGGGGCCAAUAUGUCAGGUGAGCUGAAGGACCCUAGCAAGUCUAUCCCGAAGGGAACGCUGGCAGCCAUAUGUUUCACGUUCUGUACCUACUUUAUACUCGUCAUUCUUGUCGGAGGCUCCUGUUCCAGGGACCUUUUGAUCAACAACUACCUGUUUCUCCAGGAUAUCAACUGGUGGAGUGGCUUUGUCUUGAUUGGAAUAUUUGCCACAACCCUCUCUGCAGCUCUAGGGAACCUCAUCGGGGCCUCAAGGAUAUUGGAGGCCCUGGCUAAUGAUCGGCUGUUUGGAAUUGUGUUAAACCCAGCCACAAAAACUACCAGAGGAGGUAACCCAUAUGGGGCUGUGCUGAUUUCUUGGUUCCUUGUUCAGCUGGUAUUAUUGGUUGGUUCCUUGAACGCAAUAGCCCCGCCAACCACAGUGUUCUUCCUGCUCUCGUACGCCUCGACCAAUCUCGCGUGUGCGGCCCUGGAUCUCGCCUCGGCACCAAACUUCAGGCCAACGUUUAAGUACUUCAGCUGGCAUACUUCCUUGUUGGGCUUGCUUGGUUGUAUGGUGAUGUGUUUCCUUAUAUCAUCUAUCUACACGUCCGUGGCAAUCAUCAUCAUGCUAGUGUUGAUCAUAGUUCUCCAUCUUCGAUCUGUACCGAGCGAGUGGGGAUCUAUAAGUCAGGCCUUGAUUUUUCACCAGGUACGAAAAUACCUACUGAUGUUGGACAUCAGAAAGUCCCAUGUCAAGUACUGGCGUCCACAGAUUCUUCUGAUGGUCUCGAGACCCAAACAAUCUCCAGAACUCAUUGACUUUAUCAACGAUAUCAAGAAGGGUGGUUUAUACGUCAUAGGGCAUGUACGUAAAGGUCACCUUGACGACUUCAAAGAAAACGACCCAUUGUAUGAGGAAAACCUCCGGUGGAUGAAGUUAGUGGAUCGACUACAGAUUAAGGCCUUCGUUGAACUGACCCUUGCUCGGACGAUAUGCGACGGGCUUCAUAAUUUGAUACGCUCUGCAGGGAUUGGAGGCUUAAAGACAAAUACUGUGUGUCUGGGAUUUUACGAUAAUCACACGCCAGAGGACGCAUUGGCCAAGUUCCAUUAUCGAAGAAAGCGCUUUUUCGGAACGGUUUCACAUACAGGGCAGCCAUUAGAUGUCGGGGAGAAUUUUAGAGGGACAAGAAAUGGCGAUAAAGACUUGGCUGGUACAGAGUAUGUGAAGAUGAUUGCUGAUUCACUGAAAAUGCACAAGAACGUGAUGCUUUGUCGUCAUUUCCAUCAGCUUGAUAAAGAAUCCAUUAAAGCAACAAAGGGGACUUUGUUUAUUGAUGUUUGGCCUGUGAACUUCUUCCGACCAGAAACUGCAAGUUAUUUUGACAACACAUGUCUCUUCCUACUUCAGCUUGCUUGCAUCAUCAACAUGGUCCCUGGCUGGAAAUCUAAAGCACGCCUUAGAGUUUUCCUAUUUGUCAACGCACACUCCGAAAAUGCGACGAACAAAGAGCACAAACUAGAAAACUAUUUACGUCAGCUACGAAUUAAUGCCAAAAUCCAGGUUGUUUCAUGGGAAUCCAUCGCUCAAAGCAUGGUUUCAAAGGAAUUUGAUCUCAGUGUCAAUUAUUCCGAAAGUCGCAUGCAAGAAUAUAACCACAUUUCCACAGACUUUCUUCAAGCGAUAAAUAAAACAAUUGUGUCGUUUUCAAAAAGAACUGCCGUGACAUUUUUGUACCUCCCGCGACCUCCAGAAGAGAACGUUGAUUACGAGCGGUACCUCGCGCAGUUGGAUGGACUUUCGGACAAUCUUCCACCCACAGUGUUUGUACAUGGCUUACAUCCGGUGACAUCGACUACGCUUUAAUGAUAGGCAGGGGACUAGUUGCAAUUUAAGAAAAUUUACUUCGUAUCUCAGUUGAUUUGAUGUUCCAAGGCACUAAAUGUCGGUUGAUAUUGAUAACAAACUUUGAGUAAAUUCUUUUGAGGUCCGUAAGAUGAGAAAAUUAUUUUACUAUGAUAUUAAUAUUCAGUGUGUUUGGUGGAAAUGCCUUCUGAUUUAAUGAACAAAUUUCUAGCAAUUUUUCUUGCAAUUAUGGUUUGUGUAAUAAUUAUUUAUACAUGUGUAUCUAUAUAUAUAUAUAUAUAUAUAUCACUUUUUUCUUUAUUCAUCAAAUUUAGUCUAGAUGAUAAUAAUUAUAUACAUUCAAAUUAUGUGCUCCUACCAUCGGCGUAGCUCCAAUAGGCACGGUAGGCCCGGGCCUACACUUCUUUUCCAAAAAUGAAAAAUACAAAACGUCCAAAUCUGCAAUAAUAACUGAAAGGUAAGGGGUGACAGCUUAAUUAACAUUCAAGUGAACACUACAUGUUAACUAAGCAUGUUUUUUCUAAUAAGUUUUGUAUUUCAGUCCUGUUAUUGUACAUCAUAAGCAAGACAACAAUAAAGUUUAGUGAAGUGCAUUAUAAUUUUACUCCAGAUAUAAGCUAAAACGCACCAUAUUCGAUCUGGAGUAAAAACAAAUCCCGGGGGAGGUCCCCCAAACCCCCCUACCAAGUGGGCCUAUACUUUUUAAUAGGCAAAGCUACGCCCCUGCCUACCUUGUGGGAGUGUUUAAAGGCCGACACUAUACAUUAAGGUUGAUGGAAAUAUUCUUUUUUUUAAAUAAUUUAUAUGUUGUUGAACACAUUUGACUUGAAUAAUCAAAUAAAAAAAGCAUAUGAUAUGAAUACAGAUGAACAAAUAUAAGCCUUUGAUUUUUUUCUUAUUAACAGCUACGUGGCCACAAAUUCCACAGUUAAAAAAGCGCCAACAUAAAGCUAAAUCAAUAUAUUUUAUGGGACACGAGAACAUACAUUAUGGCAUGUGCCGGAAUAAGAAUUCUGGCUUGUUGAAUCAAAAGUCCAAUGACUGCUGUAAUUUUGUCUUGGUAAUUUAACAUACAGGCGAACCCCAUUGGCUUGAAGUCCUAGGGACCAGCGGAAAAUACCUCGAGCCUCGGGGAAUUCAAACCAAGCUGGAAUGCUAACCUUCCAUAUUAAAAAAAUAAAUCCUUUACAUCCAUUUCGAGCCAAGCGAGUUCGAGUCAACAGGGUUUGACUGUAUUGCCAUGAUAAAAUACUCAAAGUUGUAAAACAUUAUAAGAUUGGACAAAGGAGAUUAAAGUGGCUACAAGAUUUCCAUACUUUUUCCUGUAUACUUGUUUGUUUUACAUAAUAAUAUAAUAUUUGCACUUGUGGGUCUAUUGCAUUGAUUAAUGGAUAAUGUUUAAAUAUUCAUAAUUUCUGUAUGAUUUAUGUGUCCUAUGAAAACUGAUGGUGUCUGUGUAAUUCAGUGAUUGUUGUAUUUUGUCAGUUAGUCUUUCUUGUUGCCAUAAAUUACCUUGUCAGAUGUUCUCUGUAUAUGUAAAGAUUUAAUUGAUGAAAGUUUUGUUAAGAAGAGCGAAUAUGCAUGUUUAUUUUGAAAUGUAUAUAUGCCACAGAGUUGUAUUCAUGUUCACUCAUUAUUCCAUGGGCUUAUUUUCAUUGUACACUUAUAAUGCCAUGGGGAUAAUAUUCAUUGUUCACUCAUUAUUCCAUGGGAUUAUUAUUAUUGUACACUCAUUAUACCAUGGGUUUAUCUUCAUUGUACACUUAUAAUGCCAUGGGGUUAUUUUCAUUGUACACUUAUAAUGCCAUGGGCUUAUUUUCAUUGUACACUUAUUAUGCCAUGGGAUUAUUAUUAUUGUACACUAAAUUAUGCCAUGGGCUUCUAUUUAUUGUACACAAAUUUGGCCCUGGGUUUAUAUUAAUUGUACACUAAUAAUGCCAUGGAAUUUUAUUCAUUGUUCACUCAUAACAACAUGGGAUUAUAUUCAUUGUACACUAGUUAUGUCAUGUCAUUAGAUUCCUCAUUCACUCAUAAUGCCAUGGGCUUAUAUUCAUUGUUCUCUUAUUAUGCCAUGGGUUGAUAUUUAUUGUACAUUUACUAUGUCAUGUGAUUUUAUUUAUUGUACACUUAUCAUGUCAUGUAAUAAUAAUUAUUUUGCACUAACUACACCAUGGGGUAAUAUUUAUUGUACAUCCUACACUGCAAUUCUGUGUGCCUUUGACAUUUUCAUGUAGAACAUCAUUUAUUUUUAUAUUUUUCAUUCUCAUGCUUUAAAUACAGUUUAAAUGGUAGCCUACAAUAUGAUAAUGAAAUACUUUCAAAGCCUAUCCUUUUGUUGAUGAUGAAAUUACUGUUUGUCGUCUUAAAUGAAAAAAUGUAUAUGUCUCUAAACAUAUCUUUUUUUAUAAUAAGCUUUCUGGUGGAUUAUGGAAUUUAAUCAGUGAAAUAAAGCUGAUAUUUUUCGGGUUUUAUCAGCGCAAAAUCAUUUUGAUAUUUUUCUCUCUUUUGAAAGUUUAGUCUGCUGUCACUUCAGCAUCAAAUUAAAUCUUUAAUUAUAAAUGUAGCUUUAAGAACUAUUCUUAAGCUUGUAAUUUAUCUCUGUUUUCAACCAGAAUACAAUACAUUAUUUAAUAUACGCAUGAUUUUCUGCUUUGAUUAUUUGGAAGAACACUGUUUGCUUUAUGAUGAAGCAUGCGCCGGCAAUAAAACUGCA